GAUGAAUUCGAAAUACUUGAUUACUAGUCUACACAGAAGUUUGUGUUAUUUGUCGUAUUGCUUGAUUCAGCUAAUUAUUUCUACGAUGCUGCUCAUUUACGUAAGAUGGUUGAAUGUCAAAAUUAGGUCAUUUUGGAUCGACACAAAGUUUGGACAAACCUCCCGUUCUCAUUUGUGAGGGACUGUUGACUUUCACAAUUUGCGCAGAUCUGGCACUCAAGGUAUUAAUGGAAGGAAGAGAAUUCUUCACAACAGCCUGGAAUGUUUUAGAUUUUUGCGCAUUUUUAUCAAUCAUCUUGUUAUAUUACGAUGAGAUUUUUGGAAUUUCCCUUAUGUCUAUGCGUUACUUGUCACUAACAGUGAGGAUGGUAGUCCUUUUCAAAUAGUCCUAUUUUGUAUAGAUGAUGCAACAGCAAAGAGACAUUUUAAUUUUUAAAAGAUCCAAAAAUCAUGAUCUCAGUAUCUUGGAUAUAAGUUCUGAGAUAUUGAAUGACUCGUAAUUUGUUGAAACUAUGAAACUUGUUAGUGAAUGAUAUUAUAAAAAUAAUCAAUUUUAUUUCAUUUUUAAA
Molecule: messenger RNA, 569 nt
Organism: Paramecium tetraurelia
Lineage: Eukaryota; Ciliophora; Oligohymenophorea; Peniculida; Parameciidae
Exons: 5
Source: RefSeq, a predicted model, not a curated record